Pistacia vera is the source of this 1132-nucleotide messenger RNA. RefSeq names its product peptidyl-tRNA hydrolase, mitochondrial-like. Gene Ontology annotation, molecular function: peptidyl-tRNA hydrolase activity. The record is from RefSeq and is a predicted model, not a curated record. NCBI's taxonomy places the organism in Eukaryota, Viridiplantae, Streptophyta, Magnoliopsida, Sapindales, Anacardiaceae. Bases 123 to 941 code for a protein of 272 amino acids. The transcript is spliced from 8 exons.
AAACUGUAUAUUUCCAAGGAAACCUACCUCUCCUUCCACUUCCCUUCCUCCUUCCUCUCGGAAUUCUAUCUAAAACCCUAGAAAAUACAUUCCUACAUAAACAUUUUCAGAAAUAGUAAACUAUGAAAUUCGCAUUCGGGCAUUCUCUCACAACCUCAAUAUCCACCCUCCGUUUCCCAUACCUCCACCAUUCUUUCACAAAUUCUCCUUGGUUUUCUUGCAAAAGAAAAACUUUUAUGUCUCAGUUCUCUUCAAAUUCCACCUCUUUAUCUUCUUCCUCAGUCAGAAACUUCUCUUCAACUGCCAGCGACGACUCUAUGGCUUUACCUAAGACACCAAAGCAACAGCAGCAGCACCCCUGGCUCAUUGUUGGGCUCGGUAAUCCAGGAAAGAAAUACAGCGGCACUCGCCACAAUGUAGGCUUUGGGAUGUUAGAUGCAUUAGCUGAUGCUGAAGGGAUAUCUAUGAGCUCUGUUAACUUUAGAGCCCUUUUCGGAAAAGGUUUUAUUGGAAAUGUUCCUGUGAUGCUUGCCAAACCACAAACGUUUAUGAAUGCAAGUGGUGAGUCUGUUGGAGCCAUUGUCUCAUAUUAUAAGAUUCCAUUGAAGCAAGUACUUGUGAUAUUUGACGACUUGGAUUUGCCUUUUGGCAAAUUGCGUCUAUUGCCAAAAGGUGGACAUGGAGGACAGAAUGGGAUGAGGAAUAUUAUUGAUCACUUCAAAGGGAACCGUGAUUUUCCACGUUUAAGAAUCGGGAUUGGACGGCCGCCUGGAAAAAUGGAUGCUGUCAAUUAUGUUCUUCGGCCAUUCAAUAAACAAGAACGUGAAGAGUUGGAUUUUACAUUUCAUCGUGGUGUAGAAGCAAUCCGCAUUCUUGUGCUUGAAGGGUUUGAUAAAAGCGCAACGUUUGUCAACAGUGCCAAAUCCAUAGAACUGACAUAGUUAAAUUACUUCUUAAGUUAUGAUGAUUUUGAUGACUGCAAGAGGACCAAUUUGCAGAGGAAGAUUGUGCAUUACAUUCAUUGAUUCUGAAAAGCCUUUCGAUAUUUGAAAGUCGUAAUUAGUGUUCUGUACAUUCAUUCUUUGAUAAAGAAGUAAUAGCAACUAGCAACGGUAAUGAGGCAUUGCAAAAA